UCCCUCUCCCUCUCUGUCGUGCGCACUACACAGAUGCUCACGCGGUUUGGAGCACGUCUGUCUCUUGUGCGCAGUCUUGCGUACACAUUCUAAACUAGACAAGGCAAUCAGCCACCUCUCAGCCCAGACCAAAGUGCAACUCAAACGUUACUUUAGACGCUCCACUUUGUUUUCAUUUGGAAGACUGCCUUUCAGCGACAGAAAAACGAAAUAACGAAGAGAAAGAUCUGCUCCUGAGGAGGGGGGUGCUGCCUCUAACAUGAAUCUCUCUGAGGAACAAGACACCAGCCAUGGAGCUAGGAGGAUGGGGGGAUCUAGCUCUAACAGGAGGUCACACUCCCCUACACCCACCUGUGUGUCCAUGAAGAGUGAUCAUUCCAAGGCAGGAAUCAUCAACUUCACAGGAGGAGACUCUUCAACUGGAUGGUUGGGGGGAUCUAGCUCUAACAGGAGGUCACACUCCCCUACACCCACCUGUGUGUCCAUGAAGAGUGACCAGUCCAAGAGAGGAAUCAUCACCUUUACAGGAGGAGACUCUUCUACUGGACAGAUGGGGGGAUCUAGCUCUAACAGGAGGUCACACUCCCCUACACCCAGCUGUGUGUCCAUGAAGAGUGACCAGUCCAAGAGAGGAAUCAUCACCUUUACAGGAGGAGACUCUUCUACUGGACAGUUGGAGGGAUCUAGCUCUAACAGGAGGUCACACUCCCCUACACCCAGCUGUGUGUCCAUGAAGAGUGACCAGUCCAAGAGAGGAAUCAUCACCUUUUCAGGAGACUCUUCAACUGGACAGUCAGACUCACCCGUCUCUGCCGAAGAGGUGAUGGUGCCUCCAUCAAAGAUCAGAAGACUAGGAGACUCUUCUGCUGGACAUUGCCAACUUGGUCCAAUACAUUUACAAAUGCAUCAGAUCCACAAGUAUAAUCUGCAGAAGAUGUUUCAGCAUCUGAUUGAGGGUGUACCAAAUCAGGGAGACACCAGGCUCCUCCAUGAGAUUUACACAGAGCUCUACAUCACAGAGGGGGGAAGAGGAGGGGUCAAUAAGGAACAUGAGGUCAGACAGAUAGAGAGAACAUCCUGGAGAGAAGCAGCACAAGACAGACCAAUCAAAUGCAGUGACAUCUUUAAACCCUCAUCUGAACAAGACAAACCCAUCAGAACAGUACUGACAAAGGGAGUGGCUGGCAUUGGAAAAACAGUCUCUGUGAAAAAGUUCAUUCUGGACUGGUCUGAAGGAAAAGCCAAUCAGGAUGUCCACUUCAUAGUUCCUCUUCUUUUCCGGGAGCUGAACCUGAUGAAGGAAAAGAAACUCAGUCUGGUGGAUCUUAUUCAGCACUUAAUCCCUGGAAUGGAAGAUCCAACAGUUUUCAGCAGUUCACAGAACAGAGUCAUGUUUAUCUUUGAUGGUCUGGAUGAGUGUCGACUUCCUCUAGAUUUCGACUCCAACCCAAGGUGUUGCGAUGUGACAGAGCCAGCCUCAGUGGACGUGCUGCUGACAAACCUCAUCGAGGGGAAUAUGCUUCCCACUGCUUAUCUCUGGAUAACCACCCGACCCACAGCAGCCAAUCAGAUCCCUCCUGAGUGUGUGGACCAGGUGACAGAAAUAAGGGGAUUCAAAGACCCACAGAAAGAGGAGUACUUCAGGAAGAUAAUCAAUGAUGAGAACAUGGCCAGCAAAACCAUCACACACCUGAAGUCAUCAAGGAGCCUCUACAUCAUGUGCCACAUUCCAGUCUUCUGCUGGAUUUUAGCCAUUGUUGUUGAGAGAACUUCAGAUGAAUCAGAGAUAGUAGACAUGCCAAGGACACUGACUCAGAUGUACACACACUUCCUGAUCAUUCAGACAAGCACCAAAGAAAAAAAGUACACAGAGAGAAAAGAGACAGACGAAGAGAUGAUUUUCAAACUGGGGAAACUGGCUUUCCAACAGCUGGAGAAGGGCAAUCUGAUCUUCUAUGAGGAAGACCUGCGAGAGUGUGGCAUUGAUAUCACAGAAGCAUCAGUGUACUCAGGAGUGUGUACUCAGAUCUUCAGAGGAGAGUCUGGGCUAAACCAGGUGAAGGUGUUCAGCUUUGUGCAUCUGAGCAUUCAGGAGUUUCUUGCUGCUUUAUAUGUGUUCCUCUGCUUCAGCAACAGAGAGAGAAACAUGCCUGACCUACAGCAAACCUCUCAGCUCUCUGGUCUGUUCAGAGCUGAAACACUUAAUGACCUACACAAGACUGCAGUGGAUCUGGCCUUGCAGAAUCGGAAUGGACAUCUGGACCUUUUCCUCCGCUUCCUUCUGGGCCUCUCACUGGAGUCUAAUCAGAAUCUCUUAAGACACCUUCUGCCCCAGACAAGAAGCCUAUCACAGAGCUCAGGGAAAACAGUCCAGUAUAUCAAAAACAAGAUCAGAGAUCAGAAUACCUCAGACAGAAGGAUCAACCUGUUCUACUGUCUGAAUGAGCUGAAUCACCAUGCUGUAGUGGAGGACAUUGACAAGAGCUCAGGAACUCUCUCUGUAGAAAUGCUCUUACCAGAAGAGAGGGAGACUAGGAGGUUUACCUUUAAGAUUCCAGACGAGCAGCUGGAUGAGUUUGACCUGAAGAAGUACAUAAAAACACCAGAGAAAGAUCUGACUGACUUCCUCAGUCCAGAUGAUAUUCUUCAGAGGCUGGUGUCAGUGGUCACAUCAGCUUGGCUGAGGUGUUGUUCCCUCACGGAGAAGAGCUGUGCUGCUUUAGCAUCAGCUGCCAGAUCAACCUCCUGCUGUUUGAAGGAGCUGGACCUGAGUGACAACAAGCUUCUUGAUGCAGGAGUUCAACCUCUCUCAGACCUCCUCAAGAAUCCCCACUGGAAGCUGGAGAAUUUAGUGCUGAUACAUUGUUCCCUCACAGAGAAGAGCUGUGCUGCUUUAGCAUCAGCUGUCAGCUCAACGGCCUGCAGUUUGAAGGAACUGAAUCUGAGUAACAAUAAGCUUCAUGAUGCAGGAGUUCAGCAUCUGUCAGACCUCCUCAAGAAUCCCUACUGCAAACUGGAGAAACUAGUGCUGGAAUGGUGUUCCCUCACAGAGAAGAGCUGUUCUGCUUUAGCAUCAGCUGCCAGCUCAACCUCCUGCAGUUUGAAGGAGCUGAACCUAAGUGGCAAUGAGCUUCAUGAUGCAGGAGUUCAGCAUCUUUCAGACCUCCUCAAGAAUCCCGGCUGCAAACUGGAGACACUCGUGCUGUGGCGUUGUUCCCUCACAGUGAAGAGCUGUGCUGCUUUAGCAUCAGCUGCCCGAUCAACCUCCUGCAGUUUGAAGAUGCUGGACCUGAGUGGCAAUAAUCUUCAUGAUGCAGGAGUUCACCAUCUCUCAGACCUCCUCAAGAAUCCCCACUGCAAACUGGAGACACUAACGGUGAUUGAUUGUUCCCUCACAGAAAAGAGCUGUGCUGCUUUAGCAUCAGCUGCCAGAUCAACCUCCUGCAGUUUGAAGGAGCUGGACCUGAGUGGCAAUAAUCUUCUUGAUGCAGGAGUUCAGCAUCUCUCAGACCUCCUCAAGAAUCCCCACUGCAAACUGGAGACAUUAGUGCUGAUGCGUUGUUCCCUCACAGUGAAGAGCUGUGCUGCUUUAGCAUCAGGUGCCAAAUCAACCUCCUGCUGUUUGAAGGAGCUGAACCUGCGAGAAAAUGAGCUUCAUGAUGCAGGAGUUGAGCAUUUCUCAGACCUCCUCAAGAAUCCCCACUGCAAACUGGAAAAACUAGAGGUGGAUGGUCUUCAUAAAGGAGCAGCAGCCUCCGCUAGCAGCAGGUAAAACAGCCCCAGCAAGGCCAGGUGAAUGUGACAUUUUGGCUUAUAGAGCGAUCCAGGUGAAAGUGAGAACCUUACAACCAAAACAUA
Messenger RNA from Clupea harengus (Atlantic herring), 3858 nucleotides. Its product is annotated as NACHT, LRR and PYD domains-containing protein 3-like. The coding region runs from base 260 to 3772 and encodes 1170 amino acids. NCBI's taxonomy places the organism in Eukaryota, Metazoa, Chordata, Actinopteri, Clupeiformes, Clupeidae. The record is from RefSeq and is a predicted model, not a curated record. The transcript is spliced from 15 exons. Gene Ontology annotation, molecular function: protein binding.